Molecule: messenger RNA, 1500 nt
Organism: Rosa chinensis
Lineage: Eukaryota; Viridiplantae; Streptophyta; Magnoliopsida; Rosales; Rosaceae
Product: zinc finger BED domain-containing protein RICESLEEPER 1-like
Exons: 2
Coding region: 1-1500 (499 amino acids)
Molecular function (GO): DNA binding; protein dimerization activity
Source: RefSeq, a predicted model, not a curated record
AUGGAUAGUGACUGGAAAUUGCACAAAAGGAUCAUCAACUUUUGUACAAUUACUAGUCACAAAGGAGAGGAGAUUGGAAGGGUAGUAGAGCAGUGUUUGAGGCAAUGGGAGAUCACCAAAGUGUUUACAAUCACAGUAGACAAUGCUAGUGCUAAUGACUUAGUUAUGGCAUACAUGAAGAGAAGGUUGACCAGUUACAAGACUUUGAUGUUUGAGGGAGAGUUUUUACAUUUAAGAUGUGCAUGCCACAUUAUAAAUUUGAUAGUUAAGGAUGGUCUGAAGGAGUUACAAGAUGGGAUUGCUGCUAUAUGGAACUGUGCCAAGUAUGUUAGGAGUUCAUCAAGUCGUCUUGACAAGUUCAGGGAGUUUGCUGUUUUGGAACAGUGCAGGGCAAAUGCCAAUGUUCCAUUAGAGGUAGUCACAAGAUGGAAUAGCAAAUACCUUAUGCUUGAAGCUGCACUUAAGUAUGAAGCUGUGUUCGGCAGAAUGGGUGAAGAAGACUGCAAUUUUAAAGCUUAUUUCGACGAAACGGACAGAAAUGGCAAAGCCAGGGUUGGACCACCAUCUAGUGAGGAUUGGAGGAGUGCAGAAGCAUUUUGUUUGUUUUUGAAGAAGUUUUAUGAAGCUACUGUAAAGCUGAGCGCUUGGAAGAAGAUCACUGCCAAUAUAUUAUUUGUUGAAAUGGUUACAUUGCAGACUGAGAUUGACAAGGCUAUCAUUGCAAAAGACCCUAUUUUGAAGAGGGUUGCCACUUCAAUGAAGGCCAAGUUCAACAAAUAUUGGGGAAGCUUCGAAUCGGUGAACAAGAUAAUCAUGAUAGCUAAUGUUCUUGACCCAAGAUACAAGCUGCAGUGGGCUAAAGUAGCAAUGCAAAAAGUCAAUGCAAGCUACGAGACAAUUCAUUCAAUACAAGGGGACUUAAAGAAAAUUUUGCUGAAGAUGUAUGAUGAAUACAAAGCCAAUGAAGGCAGCAACGAAGCUGAACCGUACAUGGGAGAAGAUCUAGGAUUCGAAGGGGAUGACUUGGAGAAUCUUGAUGAAGUCAGCAAGCAAAUAGCAAGGGAGAGGAUGGCAGAGCAGUCACAAUGCAUACGAAAUGAGGUUGAUCAGUAUUUAUCGGAUAGGUAUGUUAGCCUCCUUGCAAAGAAUUUUGAAAUUCAUAAGUGGUGGAAGGCCAAUGAGUUAACCUAUCCAAUCCUAUCAAAGUUAGCAAAGAAUGUUUUUGCUGUUCCUUGCUCAACGGUGCCUUCGGAGAAUGCAUUUAGUUUGGGAUCAAGAGUGGUGGAUCCUUUUAGAGCUUCAUUGACACCAAAAAUGGUGGAAGCCCUUGUUUGCAGUUCGGAUUGGUUAAAAUCCGAUCCCCCAAACUUCUACAAAGAUCCCACUGACGAUGACCUUGAAAUGUAUCACUCUUUGGAGGAACUUGAGAGGGAAAAUGCUUUUAAUCAAGGAAUGGAGUCAACAUUGACCAAUCUCAGCUCUACACAAGCUGAUGCAUAG